AUGUACCGCCAGUGUCUCGCGUUUAUCUCGGCAGUUAUUCUUAGUGAUCGCACCCAAUUUUGUGGACUAUAUCGCAGCGAGAGUAACGCUAUACCGCGGGGGAGCCGCGAGCGAUCGCUAGCGAGAAGCCUUGGCUAUAUCGCGUGCGGCCCGCUGCGAUAUCGGCAAUUAUGUUAGGUGCGAAAUCGGCAGCUCGAGCUGGAGCCAGGCUUGUGCGUCAGGCCGGGCGGCCCGGGCCGGCCUGGUCCGGGCUUUGGGCUUCAUUUUCAGGAAAAAAAAAAGCCCGCGUGGGCUCGGGCCGGGCCAGGCUUCGAAAAAAAAAAAUUAAAAAAAAAUCCACUUGAAAUUUUUCACCGAAAUGUUACUUUUACUUUUGAAACCAUAGUUUUUGUUAAACUUUGAGUGAAAAAUUGAGCAAAAACGUAAUUUUUGUCGGAGAAAAACUUGAUAUCGACUAGAAAAAAAUUGCGCGUUUUGUGCCGGGCGGGCCAUUUUUUCUUGAGGUCUCGCUAAGGCCGGGCUCACGAAAUGGUCGGGGGGCCGGGAGGGUGACGGGCCGGCCCUCGCACAAGCCUGGCUGGAGCUAGCUUAAGCAGCAAGCAAGCUUUCAUAAAUACUUCAAGGUUUUAUGUUUUCAUCUAAGUUAUGUGUUAUUACAGGAGAUGGACCUUUCCCCUGCAUCAUGGAUAUGUCAGGAACUGGCGGCGGUAUUCAUGAACACAAGGUUUUUUUGUCCAAAUUUUAUCGAUACUUUUUCUUUUUGUGAGCGAAUGAAACAACGUUUUCAAGGGAUCUAUGCUCGCUUCUGAAGGAUUCGUAGUACUAUGCGUUGCCUACUUUCAGUAUAAAGAUCUUCCUGACAAAGUCGAAGAUAUCGACGUUGAAUAUUUCAAGGUUUUUCUCAACUAACGUUGUCACGAGAGUUAAACAAAGAAAAACUCAGAAACCCGUAGAAUUUCUGCUGAGUUUACCAUACAUCGGCGAUCGAUUCGGAAUUCAAGGUGUCUCAUUUGGCGGAACUUUAGUGGAUAUUCUGACUGCACGCUUUCCAGAGGUUUUUCGAAAGUUGCCUGUAUCUAAAAAAAUGAAAGUUCCAGUUUAAAGCGGCUGUAGUGAUCAAUGGGCCACAUCUGCAAUGCAGUUACUACAAUAUCAAAGAAAAAGGAAAGCCUAUGCCCACCGUACAGUGAGUCAAUCAGAAAGUUUUCAUGGUAGCUAAAAAAAUCUUUCAGUGUUGAUGAUACGAGGUGGUAUUUUUUGAAUAAUGUGCUGGCCACGCAUCUCUGUCACCGCACUUUGACCGACAACAUCACCGAUGAAGCAGAAACUCCCUGGGAAAAGGUUCCCAAGGACUGCGCUUUUCGACUUGUGGUGAGUUUUUUUUUUUGCUUUUUCACUUUUUUCAUAUCAGGUAGCGAAGUUUCCAUUCAAAAAAAAAUUCUUUGGUUCCGGAAAAAAGUUUCGAAAGAAUCACGAUAAUAAAAAGUUCAUUAAACGAAAUAAGAGAAAUUUAGAGGUUAAUGGAUUUUGACACAACCUUCUCAUAAAAAUGUCUUAAAACGCGAGUUUGGAAAAAAAAAUUUUGAACAGCCUCUGGUCUGAAACGAUCUUGUUGCUAAGAAAUCCUAAAAUUAGUUUUUUUUUGUUUUGCAGGGAUCCGUAGACGAUUUGGUGUCCCCUUCUAUCCAUACGUCGCUCUACCGGCAAAGGAGGCUACGAGAAACCGGUCACCAAGCCGAGGUUCACCUUUGCAACCCCUGAUCAUUGGAAAAGUUUCACUUCCAGGUGGAAUUAGUGAAUGGAGGUCAUAUUAUGGAACCGCCUUACUUCCCUCAUCACGAGCUAGUCUACGCCAAAUUUCAAGGUUUUCAAAAGAAAUAUUCAAGGCUCGUUUGAAUGAGAAUUUACAGCUUUCUAUUGCGGUUACGGUGGAGAAGUAGUCUUGCACGGAAAAAGCCAGGAAAAGUCCUGGGCGAAUACAAUCAAAUUCUUCAAAAAAACGCUGGGAGAACCGCCGAAAAUGCCUGACUGGGACCGUUUGACUCACGUCGUCAAUCCCAACGAAAACCGAAGUCGUUUGUAG
Molecule: messenger RNA, 2083 nt
Organism: Caenorhabditis auriculariae
Lineage: Eukaryota; Metazoa; Nematoda; Chromadorea; Rhabditida; Rhabditidae
Source: the annotation of a GenBank genome assembly